This is a messenger RNA of Condylura cristata (star-nosed mole), 1711 nucleotides long. RefSeq names its product G patch domain and ankyrin repeats 1 (gene GPANK1). The record is from RefSeq and is a predicted model, not a curated record. The coding region runs from base 471 to 1547 and encodes 358 amino acids. Gene Ontology annotation, molecular function: nucleic acid binding; protein binding. Lineage: Eukaryota; Metazoa; Chordata; Mammalia; Eulipotyphla; Talpidae. The transcript has 5 exons.
GCUCAGCACUAGGUUCGAGGCCAGGGAGUUUGGGAAACAGAGUCGAGAGAUACCCUGACGGAGGGGCUGGGGGGCGUGGAAAGAGCAAGGCUGGUUGGAUCUUUUCCAACCUCUUCCUUCUACAGCAAGUCACUCUGCUGUCCUGGGGACUGACGCUGUCCCCAGCCAACCCGUCGGGCAGCCACUACAGACCCCCAACGGCACCCAUGUUUCAUCCUGGGCUACGGCCGUCUGAGGCGGGAGGGCUUGAAUGGGGUCUUCUGCUGCUGGUGCUGUAUUCGACCUGCGAACCCUGCUCUGCGUAAUGUAGUGCCAUCUUGCCAUACAAGCCAAGCCAGAGCCUCUCCCAAAAUCUGCACCUGGAGAAGCAUCAAGCCUGUCUUUGUUUCAGAAGAUAACACCCCGAAAUAGGAUCAAGGGAUAUUUAAAGGGUUAAGCUGAUUGUUUUUCUUAAUGCUCUCCCUAAAAACAUGUCUAAGCCCUCCCUCAUCACCUUCACCCGGGCCACCAACCCCAGUGAUCUCUGGAAAGAUGGGCAGCAGCAGUCACAGUCUGAAGAACUAGAAUCCACCGUGUUGGAUGGAGCUGCAACCCGGGCUUUCUACGAGGCCUUGAUAAGGGAUGAGAACAGUGCCUCUGAAUCCCAGAGAGCGCAGCCUGAGCCUACCAGUGUGAGAAAGAGGAAGAAAAGAAGAACUACAAGGGAGACCACUGCAGAAGCAGUGGUAUCAGGAACAUCCGAAGGACAGAGACAAAGGAGAUCCCGUGAGGCGGAGGACAGAAUGACGCGGCGGAUACUGAAGGCUGCCCAGGAGGGGAACCUGGCAGAACUUCGAAGGCUGUUGGACCCCCUUGAAGCAGGGGGAGCUGGGGGGAAUAUCAAUGCUCGGGAUGCUUUCUGGUGGACCCCUCUGAUGUGUGCAGCCAGAGCAGGCCAGGGGGCAGCUGUACACUAUCUCCUUGGUCGUGGGGCUGCCUGGGUAGGGGUCUGUGAGCUGGGUGGCAAGGAUGCUGCCCAGCUAGCUGAGGAAGCCGGCUUCCCUGAGGUGGCCCGCAUGGUCAGAGAGAGCCAUGGAGAGACGACGACGAGUGCAGAGAACCGGUCCCAUUCCCCUGCCCCCCAGUAUUGUGAGACCUGUGAUGCCUACUUCCAAGAUUCCAACCACCGGACAUCCACUGCUCAUUUGCUGUCAUUGUCCCACAGUCACCGGCCCUCCAGUUUGCCUCUUGGGGUGCCCACCUCCAGCCCAGGCUUCAAGCUGCUGCUGCGGGGGGGCUGGGAACCUGGAAUGGGACUGGGACCCCGGGGUGAAGGCCGUGCCAACCCCAUCCCCACCAUCCUCAAGAGGGACCAGGAAGGGCUAGGCUACAGAUCAGUGCUCCAGCCCCGAGUCACACACUUCUCAGCACGGGAUACUCGGGCUGUGGCUGGGAAGGAGAGAUCCCUUCGGGUAGCCACACUAAAUCGGAGGGAGGCGAGAAGGAAAGAAGAAAAAGACAGGGCCUGGGAGCGGGAUCUGAGAACUUACAUGAACCUUGAGUUCUGACUUUAGCAAGAUCUGAUCUGAGUUGGCUGCUGGUGUCUGAACUUGGGUCUCUGACCUGUGCACUUUGGCUUCUACUUCCUGGGUUCCCAAACCCUCAGGUUUAGGUCAAUGGGAUGCCAUGAAAGAGGGACUGAGAUUUGAGAAAUAAAUCAAUCUUUUCUCUC